AUGUGGUGUCUGGAGCAACUUCGCCUGGGUCCCGAAGGCCUCUUGCGGCGUGGGGACUGGUUUUUUCGCGGUCGAGUCCAUCGGUCGGCAAACAUCCGUUCUACUGGGUUUGCUAACGUGCUCACGCCAGACUGCAUCCCGGAGUUCUGCAUCCCGCCGCGACUCCCGUCUAGAUCGGGCCUGGCUUCGCUCCGAAACUUCUUAGGCCAAGAGUGGGGGGCAAACGAGGGCGCGGCCCGCACGGAUUGGGACCCGAGGUCCCAGGCCGCGCUCUCGCUGCCGCACCUGCCCCGCGCGCCCACCACCUACGGCUUCUGCGCGCUGCUCGAGAGCCCGCACACCCGCCGCAAGGAGUCGCUCUUCCUCGGGGACCCCAGUGCCACCGCCGCGCUCCUGCUACUGCCCGCCGCCCGGCCCGCACCCCGCCCCCGGGCGCACACCUACAGCGGCGGAGGGGGAGACGGACCCCGUGAGCCACAGAGCCCCCUGCGAGCCCCGAGCCGAGCCCCCACCGCCACGCCUGCCCCCGGCAGUGCACGUCCGCACUGGGACCCAGUCAUUCCCCGGCCUCGGGGUCGCCGCCUUCUGCGCGCCCCCGACGGGCUGCUGCGCCGCACGCUCUGGGCACGGAGGAGUUGUGGCCUGGCUCGUGCUCGUUCCGUCUCCAGCGGGGACGAGGACGAGGAGGAGGAGCAAGUCGUCGGCUCCAGACGCCAGGUCUCCGACCCAUCCGCGUCCGCGACACUACCGUCACUAAGCCCACAGCCCCAGCGCCUGGAGGCCGAGGGCACAGUGACUCUGAGCCACUGCGGUGGCGUCCUGCGCCUGGCCGCCGAGUACUGCCCCGGUAGCGGGCACCUUCGCAUCCGCCUGCUGCGCACUGAGGGCCUGGCAGGGACCGAGACCCGUGCCAUCAGCUACCGCCUCAGUUUUGUCCUGCAGCCAGCGGGCAAGACUCGCAAGCAGCGCAGCGCAGUGGUUCUGCGAAGUCACAAGGCCGUCUUUGAUCAGGACUUGUGCUUGGACGGCCUCUCAGAGGACAAGGUGCGCCGCAUGGCGGUGUGUGUCAAAGUGGAGAGCAAAGGCCGUGGCCUGGAGCGGGGCCGCCUGCUGGGCCAGGGCGAGCUGCUCCUGGGCUCCCUCCUGCUGCUCUGA
Elephantulus edwardii (Cape elephant shrew) is the source of this 1155-nucleotide messenger RNA. RefSeq names its product C2 calcium-dependent domain-containing protein 4A-like. The coding region runs from base 1 to 1155 and encodes 384 amino acids. NCBI's taxonomy places the organism in Eukaryota, Metazoa, Chordata, Mammalia, Macroscelidea, Macroscelididae. The transcript has a single exon. The record is from RefSeq and is a predicted model, not a curated record.